This is a messenger RNA of Lycium barbarum (goji berry), 552 nucleotides long. RefSeq lists its product as uncharacterized. The transcript has a single exon. Lineage: Eukaryota; Viridiplantae; Streptophyta; Magnoliopsida; Solanales; Solanaceae. The record is from RefSeq and is a predicted model, not a curated record. The coding region runs from base 1 to 552 and encodes 183 amino acids.
AUGAAGGACACAAUAAGAUGUUGCAUAUCUUGCAUACUACCAUGUGGGGCACUUGAUGUGAUUCGAAUAGUUCAUGCUAAUGGAAAAGUUGAGGAGAUUAGUGGGAGUGUUAAAGCAGCUGAAAUCAUGAAGAUUUACCCUAAACAUGUUCUUAAAAAGCCAUCAUCAUCUUAUUAUUCCUCAGAAGGAGGUGGAGUUUGUCCAAGAAUUGUCAUAGUUCCUCCUGAUGCUGAACUUAAACGUGGCAAGAUUUAUUUCCUCAUGCCAAUUCCUUCUUCUUCAAGUGAAAAAAAUCGUUCAAGAUCAUCAACAACUACUACUACAACAAGGAAGAAGAAAACAAGAUCUUCAUCAUCAUCACAAUUAGGUCAUCAUGGUAAUAGUAAUAGCAAUAAUAGUAACGGUAAUAAUUUGAUGGUGUCUAAUGAUCAGUAUUUGAGUGAAAUUUUGUCGGAGAAAGUCUCAACACAAAGAGAUAGAAGAAGAGGAAGAGUUGGAGUAUGGAGACCUCAUUUAGAAAGCAUUUCUGAGGCUGCAAAUCAUGAAGCAUAG